Messenger RNA from Cynocephalus volans (Philippine flying lemur), 2073 nucleotides. RefSeq names its product histone-lysine N-methyltransferase PRDM7-like. NCBI's taxonomy places the organism in Eukaryota, Metazoa, Chordata, Mammalia, Dermoptera, Cynocephalidae. Gene Ontology annotation, cellular component: nucleus. The coding region runs from base 1 to 2073 and encodes 690 amino acids. The transcript has 13 exons. The record is from RefSeq and is a predicted model, not a curated record. Gene Ontology annotation, molecular function: histone methyltransferase activity; protein binding; zinc ion binding. Gene Ontology annotation, biological process: regulation of DNA-templated transcription.
AUGAGCUCCAACAGCUCCCCGGAGGAGAACCCUGAGGGAGAUGCAGGGAGAACAGGGUGGAAGCCCAUGGUGAGAGAUGCUUCCAAAGACAUUCCCAUAUACUUCUCCAAGGAAGAAUGGGCAGAGAUGGGAGAACUGGAGAAAAUUCACUAUAGGAAUGUGAGAAGGAACGAUAAUGUGCUGAUUAAUUUAGGUGUCGGAGCCUCUCAACCAGCUUUCCUGUGUCACCAAAGGCAGACCAAGCACCAUGUGGAUGACACUGAGGAUUCUGAUGAAGAAUGGACACCUCGACAGAAAGUCAAACCUCCUCGGGCGGCCUUCAGAGUGGGACAGAGUAAACACCAGAAGGGAAUGUCCAGGGCACUGUUAAGUAAUGAAUCUAGUUUGAAGAAAUUGCCCGGAACAACAGAUUUCCUGAACACAAGUGACUCAGAGAAGGCCCAGAAACGAGUGUCCCCUCCUGCAGAAGAAAGUACCUCCAGACGGCACUCUAGACAAAAAUUGGAACUCGAGAGAAAGGAGAUUGAAGUGAAGGUGUACAGCCUGCGAGAAAGAAAGGGUCGGUCAUACAAAGAGGCCGAUGAGCCUCAGGAUGAUGACUACCUGUAUUGUGAGAAAUGCCAGGACUUCUUCAUCGACAGCUGUGUGGCUCAUGGACCCCCUACAUUUGUAAAGGACAGUGCAGUGGACAAGGGGCAUCCCAACCGCUCAGCCCUCACUUUGCCCCCUGGGCUGAGAAUUGGGCCGUCGGGCAUCCCUGAGGCCGGGCUUGGAGUAUGGAAUGAGGCAUCCGAUCUUCCACUGGGUCUGCACUUUGGCCCCUUUGAGGGCCAGAUCACAGAAGAUGAAGAGGCAGCCAACAGUGGCUACUCCUGGAUGAUCACCAAGGGGAGAAACUGCUAUGAGUAUGUGGAUGGAAAGGACAAAUCUCGGGCCAACUGGAUGAGGUAUGUGAAUUGUGCCCGGGAUGAUGAGGAGCAGAACCUGGUGGCCUUUCAAUACCACGGGCAGAUCUUCUAUCGAACUUGCCAGGUCAUCAGGCCGGGCUGUCAACUGCUGGUCUGGUACGGGGAUGAAUAUGGCCAGGAGCUGGGUAUCAAGCGGGACAGCAAGUGGAAGAAAGAGCUCACAGCAGGGAGAGAACAAAAGCCAGAGAUCCACCCAUGUUCUUCAAGCCCUCUGGCCUUCUCCAGUCAGAAAUUCCUCAGGCAACAUGUGGAACACAAUCACUCCUCUCAGACCUUCCCAGGGACAUCUGCAAGAGAACUUCUCCAGCCAGGGAAUCUCCAUCCAGUUGGUCAGAAUCAGGAGCAGCAACGUUCUGAUCCACACAGCUGGAAUGACAAGGCUGAAGGUCAAGGGGAGUGUCGAAAAAGAUGCUGCCAUCUGAGCCGAAUGCUGGCGGAUGGGACCGAGCGGAGCCGGACGGUGGCGAAGAGCGGGGCGUUGGACGGGGGGAGCGGCGCGGCUGCUGGGCCCCGGCGAGCAGGUGGCCUGGGGCGCGCGGCGGUGCCCGGGCGCUGGGAGGCUCACGGCGGGCGUCGCGCAGCCUCUGGCAGAGCCUGGCCCUGGGCGGCACCCCGGUUGCCCCUUUCGCUACUUGGCUCCCUCCCCGUCCUGAUUCCCGCCCCGGACCGCGCCUGGCGCACGUCCCCGGGGCUCACGCUGCGGUGCGGCUGCGAGCCCCGGGCUCCCGGGCUCCAGGCUUCGCCGCCCCACAGCUGUGUGGACCCGGCCCGCAGGGUCCCGAGACGGGCCGCACGCACCGCGUCCCAGGGUCCGCUGCUCCGCCCGUCGGUCAGGAGGGCUCUCGAGGACACCUGCUCUCUGCCGUGUGGCCACCCGAAUAUGGAUGGACACGACGCCCUCACAGCCGCGCUCCCUCUGGGACCAUUAGUCCUACUCGCUGCUGCAGCCCGAGGGUCCCCUGGCCCUGGACAGCCCCGGGAUGAUCCCUCGCCAGGACGCCUUUCUGCUGCCUGCGCCAUCCUGGGCUGGGGACUGACCUCCCUGGCCAUGCCACUGACGCCUGCGAGCGCCCAGCCACGGCGCCACGCAAGCUGCAUGGCUUAA